Molecule: messenger RNA, 1421 nt
Organism: Myripristis murdjan (pinecone soldierfish)
Lineage: Eukaryota; Metazoa; Chordata; Actinopteri; Holocentriformes; Holocentridae
Gene: gjb9b
Product: gap junction protein beta 9b
Exons: 3
Coding region: 193-1017 (274 amino acids)
Biological process (GO): cell-cell signaling
Cellular component (GO): connexin complex
Molecular function (GO): gap junction channel activity
Source: RefSeq, a predicted model, not a curated record
AGGCCUCCGAGUCACUCGCUUUUGUGCCUUGCAGUUCCGGAAACAUCCUCACUACAUCCUUUUGCAGUGUCCAAGGAAUAGAUAAUCAGCAGCCGUCCCAUCCUACCUUUUCCCUACAUCCUGGUCUGGUGAGGAGCUCUCCCAUCUUCCUCAGCCUCCUCUGUCCCCUCCUCCACCUCUGAGGCAGCAGCCAUGAACUGGUCUGCACUGGAGGCCCUGCUCAGCGGGGUCAACAAAUACUCCACCGUAUUCGGCCGCGUCUGGCUCUCCAUGGUCUUCGUUUUCCGGGUGAUGGUGUUCGUGGUUGCGGCCCAGCGGGUGUGGGGGGACGAGAGCAAGGACUUUGUGUGCAACACGGCCCAGCCCGGCUGCAACAACGUCUGCUACGACCACAUCUUCCCCAUCUCCCACAUCCGCCUGUGGGCCCUGCAGCUCAUCUUCGUCACCUGCCCGUCUCUGAUGGUGGUGGGCCAUGUCAAGUACCGCGAGAAGAAGGACAUGCAGUACACCGCCUCGCACAAGGGCGCCCACCUGUACGCCAACCCUGGGAAGAAACGUGGCGGGCUGUGGUGGACAUACCUGUUAAGUCUGAUCUUCAAGGCAGGCUUCGACGCCGGCUUCCUCUACAUCCUCUACCACGUCUACGAGGGUUACGACAUGCCCCGCCUGUCCAAGUGCUCCCUGGAGCCCUGUCCCAACACCGUGGACUGCUACAUCUCGCGUCCCACAGAGAAGAAGAUCUUCACCCUCUUCAUGGUGGUCUCCUCCGCCAUCUGUAUCUUAAUGUGCAUCUGCGAAAUGAUCUACCUCGUCUGCAAACGCUUCCAGAAGCUGCUGAGGAGGAAGAGGGAGGAAGAGAGGAGGGUGUUCGCCGAGAGUCACGAGCUGACGUCGUUGGCCGCGCCCAGGUCGGAGUUCAGGCCGACGUCGCCGGUCAGAGUGGACCCCACCAACACGGCCUCCAUCCAGAACCUCAACAACAUCAAGGCCGAGGAGGGGCCAUCUGAGAAAAAAUAAUGCAUGGCAAGCGGUCAAGUUGAAAGACUGAAUGAAGUGACCUGGGUGCCACUGCCUGUUGGGUGAUGAUACUUUCAGCGGACUGCAGUUCAUACAACACAGACAAGAUACCCAUCAGCUCACAGAUUUCCAUAUGAACUUUUUUUGUAAAUACAUCUUGUUAAACUGACUGUCUGCAGGAACGCACAACUUAGCCAUGCAAAUAAACUUCAAAUGAGGCGGAUGACAGAGGAGGUGACAGGGAUUGAAACUGUAUUUUUGGAAUCGGAGAGCGUGUGUUACUAUCUGACAGCUAAAUUCAUGUUAUUAAAUUAGGCUCCUUGUAAGGAUAACUUUGUGUAAAAGUUAACAAAAUGUAGAAAGAUGACUCCAGGUUGCCUACAGUGAAUAUACUGGGUAUUUUC